CCGCCAGUCGCUGCGCACCAUGUACUAUGAUGACAUGCGGGCGCACCCGCGCGUGUGCCACGAAGAGUCCGAGGGCGACCUCUACCGGACGGUUGUCGAGGCGCGCCAAGAAAAGCUACGCGGACAGCUGCAAAAGGUUGCGGGCCAGAAAGCCUUUCUGCGCCACGAGAAGCGACGGCUCAUGCUCCAGCGCGCCCUGCUCGAGUCGGAGAUCGAUCGGUUCCACGCCGCGUCGACAUCGGACUGGUUCUGCCACGACGCCUUUGUCGUCGGCGGCGCCCGCCUGCGCCUCCAAGUGGGUGGCCAUGACUUCGAGCUCAGCCACGCGCUGGCAAAGCGAGACCCCAAGUCGCUCCUCGCGGCCAUGGUCGCCGCCGACUCGCCGCUACAAGCGAGCGACGUUGGAGGCAUUGCGAUCGACCGCGAUGGAAUGCUCUUCCGGCACGUCCUCAACUUUCUACGCGACGGUCUCUUGCCCAACGACCCGAAAGUCCUCAAAGCGCUGUACAUUGAAGGCGACUUUUGGAAGCUAACUUCACUCAAACUGGCUAUCGAAGAGAGCAAGAUUCAGCUCAAGGCAGCGCAAACCGCCGUCGACACGACAAAAAACGGUGUUUCAUCGAGCGCUCACGACAAGGGAGGUGGUGACACCAGGGCCGCCAAGCCUGCGGCGGGUGCUGCAAAGCCAUGGUGGAGCGAACCGCCGCAGUGGUGGGGCAAGCCGCCAACCAAGCCCGCCGAGCCAAAGAAGGAAGAGAAGCCCGAUAUGUAUUCGUGGUGGAAAGGCUCCAAGUACAAGGGCAACGACUAUGCAAAAUUCCUCUGCGACGACCAGUUCGUGCCGCUCAAGCAGCCAGCACCACCGUCGGCGUCGGCCAAGAAGGACGAGCCGUACCCUGCACUGCGCAGUACGUGGACCUCGUACCGCCACUUGGCCUAAAAGAAAGUGCAUUCGUA
Messenger RNA from Saprolegnia parasitica CBS 223.65, 957 nucleotides. RefSeq lists its product as hypothetical. Gene Ontology annotation, biological process: protein homooligomerization. NCBI's taxonomy places the organism in Eukaryota, Oomycota, Saprolegniomycetes, Saprolegniales, Saprolegniaceae. The record is from RefSeq and is a predicted model, not a curated record. Bases 20 to 940 code for a protein of 306 amino acids. The transcript is spliced from 5 exons.